Messenger RNA from Camelus dromedarius (Arabian camel), 468 nucleotides. RefSeq names its product large ribosomal subunit protein uL23-like. Gene Ontology annotation, biological process: ribosomal large subunit assembly; translation. Gene Ontology annotation, cellular component: cytosolic large ribosomal subunit; ribosome. Gene Ontology annotation, molecular function: structural constituent of ribosome. Bases 1 to 468 code for a protein of 155 amino acids. The transcript is spliced from 2 exons. Lineage: Eukaryota; Metazoa; Chordata; Mammalia; Artiodactyla; Camelidae. The record is from RefSeq and is a predicted model, not a curated record.
AUGGCGGCGAAAGCGAAGGAAGGCCCUGCCCCUCCCAAAGCCGAAGCCAAAGCAAAGGCUUUGAAGGCCAAGAAAGCACUGCUGAAAGGCGUCCACAGCCACAAAAAAAAAAAGAUCCGGACGCCUCCCACGUUCCGACGGCCCAAAACACCGCGGCUCAGGAGGGAGCCCAAACGUCCUCGGAAGAGCGCCCCCUGGAGGAACAAGCUUGACCACUACGCCAUCAUCACGUUUUCCCCGAGCACCGAGUCAGCCAUGAAGAAGAGAGAAGACAACAACACAGUUGUGUUCAUUGUGGAUGUCAAGGCCAACAAGCUCCAGAUCAAACAGGCUGUGCAGAAGCUCUGUGACAUGGACGUGGCUAAAGUCAAUACCCUGAUCAGGCCUGAUGGAGAGAAGAAGGCCCGUGCACGCCUGGCUCCUGACUCUGAUUCUUUGGGUGUUGCCAACAAAAUUGGAAUCAUCUAA